Molecule: messenger RNA, 3572 nt
Organism: Salmo salar (Atlantic salmon)
Lineage: Eukaryota; Metazoa; Chordata; Actinopteri; Salmoniformes; Salmonidae
Product: netrin-G1
Biological process (GO): tissue development; axonogenesis; animal organ morphogenesis
Source: RefSeq, a predicted model, not a curated record
GCUCACGUUUGGAAAAAAGAUUUCUUAUCUCCAUUCUAGACUCUUAUUGGGGAGUGACAAGUGGUAGGAGACAGUGGGGAAGCCCGUAAUUACCCACUCCGAGCUCUGUGGCUCUGUCCCUAAACCCCGCAGAAAGAGCAGAAAGAGCGGAGAUAGGUGGUUUAGGAGGUUAUCAAGGAAGAUCCCGAAGACCUGAGGAACGCCUGCAUGGUCGACUGACUCAAUAUAUCAACCGCGUGAACGUCUCUGCUGCAUAAAAUAAACCGAUGAUUAAGGAUUAAGCGUGGAGGUUUCCCAUGUCUCGGGUUUAUUCCUGUCUCCGGAGACUCGUCUGAGCGGUGAUAGAGAGACUUGGAGAGAAGCCGUUUGUGCUCCCGGGAUUUCCCUGAAAACCCUCAGCUCUCAGUGAAAAGAGAGGGAUCUCCAAAAAAAAGAGGUUGCAGAAGGGCACUGACUGACUGACUGACUGACAGCCACAACGAUGAUUAAAAACACACCAACCUAACAACCUCACACCCAUUGGCUCACGAGGAGGAAGAUACAACACAUUGGCCCCGCCCCUUCACAUUGUCUUCGGACAAAAACAAAAAAAAACAGCCGCUUAGUUACAACGACGAGGACGAGACGCGAUGCGUUGUCCUGUGAUGUUGACCCUGCAGGCGGUGUGUGUGUGAGUGUGUGUGUGGCCAUGCAGCAAUAUCCAGCUGCCUGGGGCCACUAUGACGUGUGUAAGAGUCAGAUCUACACAGAGGAAGGGUUAACGUGGGACUACAUGGCCUGUCAACCAGAAGCUACAGUCAUGACCAAGUACCUGACCGUCAGCCUGGACCCGCCCAAUAUCACCUGUGGAGACCCACCUGAGACAUACUGCGCGCUGGAAAACCCGUACAUGUGCAACAACGAGUGUGACGCCUCCACAGAUGAAUUAGCUCAUCCUUCGGAGCUCAUGUUCGAUUUCGAGGGUCGUAACCCAACAACCUUCUGGCAGUCCAGUUCCUGGAAGAAGUACCCCAAACCCUUGGAGGUCAACAUCACGCUGUCCUGGAACAAGACCAUCGAGUUGACCGAUGACAUUGUCAUCACCUUUGAGUCCGGCCGGCCUGAGCAGAUGCUUCUGGAGAAAUCGCUAGACUACGGUAAAACCUGGAUCCCUUACCAGUUUUACGCUACCGACUGCCUCGACGCAUUUACCAUGGACCCCAAGACGGUCAACGAGCUGACACAGCGAACCCUCCUCGACAUUAUCUGCACCGAGGACUACUCCCGUGGCUACGUGUGGAAGUACGAUAAAACAGUCCGCUUUGAGAUCAAGGACCGGUUUGCGCUGUUCGCCGGGCUGCAGCUGUACAACAUGGCGUCGCUGUACGGUCAACUGGACACCACCAGGAACCUCCGGGACUUCUUCACUGUGACGGACCUGAGGAUACGGCUGCUGAAACCGGCCACUGGGUCCACCAUGGUAGAUGAAAACAACUUGUCCAGAUACUUCUACGCCAUCUCUGACAUCAAGGUGCAAGGAAGGUGUAAGUGUAACCUACACUCCAACAGCUGUGUGUUUGACAAAGACAAGGGGAAGCUGGGGUGUGAGUGUGAACACAACACAACAGGACCAGACUGCGGCCGCUGUAAGAGACACUACCACGGACGACCUUGGAGCGUCGGGUCCUACCUGCCCAUUCCCAAAGGAACUGCUAACAUCUGUAUCCAUAGCAGUCAUGGACCAGUGCAUCGAGCUAAUGCUUCAUCUCUAGGUGUUGCAAACCGUAAUCAAGCUCAUGUGUGUGACAACGCCAUGCUUCUCUGUCAGAACGGGGGAACGUGCCACCACCACCACCAGCGGUGCCACUGUGCUACAGGUUUCACUGGCAUCCUUUGUGAGAGAGAACGAUGCCAGGGUCCUGGGCCCUGUGAGGAGUACCCAACGUCUGGGCAACCAUGCCUCCACCACCCCCUCCUCUUCCACUACCUCUACCCUCUCCUCCUGGGCCCCCCAGGUCUGCUCCUCACCCUACUACUCCCCCUGGUGGUGAUAAGGGUCUGCUGACAAUCGCUGUAUUCAUUACAAUUGGCCAGGGAACUUGGAACUUGGAAAGAUCUACUUGGCCUUAUUGCAUUUUUUGACAGGACAGGAGAAAGACAUCUCUAAACACAUGUCUUUGGGGAUAUCUUGGGACAGCAGAACAUCUUGGGGAAAGGAAAAGGAACUGUAGCACCUAAAGUACCUAGAUGGGACCAUCCAGAGACACCGACCGAGAUACAAUGUGUCAAAAGCCACCAUGACUGAGAUGAGGUAGAAGUGCAAGUGUUUGCUGAUAAACUAGAUGAUUAACGAAGAUAUGCUUUUGGUCAGAGACAGACAGACAGACAGACAGACAGACAGACAGACAGACAGACAGACAGACAGACAGACAGACAGACAGACAGACAGACAGACAGACAGACAGACAGACAGACAGACAGGAAAAAAAACCAUCUGUUUUACAGUACAAUCUAUAAUCGUUAAUCGCACAAUGAAUGCGUCUCAAAUGGCACCCUAUACCCUAUAUAGUGCACUACUUUUGGCCAGGGCCCAUGAGGAAUAGGCUGCCAUUUAUGAAGACAACAAUGUGUGACCUAGAAACACUGUUAGAAAUAUUGUCAUUCAUUGGGGAUAAACUGAUCAUCUUCACAGAUGUUAUCCCACUUCAUGUGGAUCAUUGGGGACAGACUCAUCAUCUUCACAGAUGUUAUCCCACUUCAUGUGGAUCAUUGGGGACAGACUCAUCAUCUUCACAGAUGUUAUCCCACUUCAUGUGGAUCAUUGGGGACAGACUCAUCAUCUUCACAGAUGUUAUCCCACUUUAUGUGGAUCAACCAAACACCAUGACAUUGUACAAAACAAACAAGGAAUAAUCGUUUGAACUCUGGAUCUGUUGUCUGACUACAAAGUGGAUGAGGAGAUGAGGAGAUGUCCAUUAUUUUGCUCCCUUCCCUUUUUCCUCCCUCCUUGUUACCUUCCCUUACUUACUUCCCUCAAAUAUAUUCCACCUACUUGUGCUUUGGUAACUCUAGUGAUUUUUGUUGGCUGCUGAAAAAGGCAAUUUUGACAAAAUGCUGCACACGUGUUACGAUCCAAGCCAGUCCCUUGACUACCGGUCGACUGAGAAGAAUAUUUCUCUUGUUCUUUUUUGUCGGAGGAGGCUUCGUAGUCAUGGUAACGCUUGUUGAGCUCACAUGUAUUGGAUAAAAGUAUGUAUCAUAUUGUAUUGUAGCUGUAUUAAAUUUUUGUACAAAACAAAAGAUAUUUUCGUGACUUUAAGUAUAUGAAAAAGAUGUCUUACUUUUAGUUUUUAUAUAAUUUCCUGCCGGCAUGGGGUGGCAGGGCAACUCCUGAGGAUGUCUAUGACUCAUAUAUACAUGUUUUGACCUGCUGACACCUCAAUGAAUCUCUUUGAAAAACACACUGAAAUACAAUAUACUUACAAAAAAGAGAAAUCCAGUGUUUUUGUUAUUGCUUUAGAGAAGAACAGAUCAUCCAAGAUCUCUUAGAGCAGGGCUGCCCAACCCUCUUCCUGGAGAUCUACUGUCCUGUA